Messenger RNA from Triticum turgidum subsp. durum (durum wheat), 822 nucleotides. Lineage: Eukaryota; Viridiplantae; Streptophyta; Magnoliopsida; Poales; Poaceae. The record is from the annotation of a GenBank genome assembly.
AUGCCAGGGGCCUCUGACCCCUCCUACGUGUCCGCCUACCCAUAUAGUUAUGACAUCUGCUGUGAUGGCUUGAAGGGUCUUAGGUUGGCUCAUAUUAUAACCGAGCCAGAAACUGGACUCCGUUUUCUCCUAGGGAAGUGCAAAGCAUUGGAGACGCUUUACCUCGAGUACGUGAUUGGUCUAAAAGAGAACGAGAUGAUUGCGCUAUUCCAGAGGUGCAACAACCUCAAAACGAUCUCACUUAAGCUUAUGCCUCUGAGAUGUGAAGAUUAUGAGUUUAGGACGGCAUUGACUGAUGUUAGCCUUAAGGCUCUAGCUCUCAGCUGCCCUAUGCUUCAGGUUGUAGAGCUCACAUUCACAUUUUGCGAACCCAUGUAUCCAACGGAAAUAGGUUUCACACAGGAGGGUAUUGUGGCGCUCGUCCAAUCUUGUCCAAUUCACUCUCUUUUGCUAAAUGGUGCCAGCAUUUUGUAUGAUGAGGGGUUGAAGUGCCUCUCAUCCUCACAGUUCCUGGAGAAGCUUGAGCUUGUGGAUUGCAGGUCUAUAACCGAUGUUGGUAUGAGUUUCAUUAUACUGGCUCCUUGCUUGAGCAAUCUCACCCUCCGCAAAUGCAAGAAAGUGACAGAUAAUGGAAUGGCUGAGCUGGCACGUUCACAGAAGUUGGAGUCACUGACCAUUAUAGGCUGCUGUCAGAUCUCCCAGGAGGGUGUGCAAGGGGCUGCCAAAUCAGUUCGCUACUCUGCAGAGACUGAAAGCCACGGCAGUCUAAAAGGAAUGAACAUGGACAGGGACAUGAACAGGAAAAGACGCCGGUCGCCCUGA